CUGUGAUUUCGCUCCGAGAAAUGGCAGAAACCGCUCCAGCAGCCGCCGCUCCGCCGGCCAAAGCGCCCAAGAAGAAGUCCGCCGCCAAAGCCAAGAAAGCAGGUCCCGGCGUCAGUGAGCUGAUCCUCAAAGCCGUGUCCGCGUCCAAGGAGAGGAGCGGAGUGUCCCUCGCCGCCCUGAAGAAAGCUCUCGCCGCCGGCGGCUACGACGUGGAGAAGAACAACUCCCGCGUCAAGCUCGCCCUCAAGAGCCUGGUGACUAAAGGCGCCCUGCUGCAGGUCAAAGGGACUGGCGCCUCCGGCUCCUUCAAGAUCAGCAAGAAGCAGACCGAGACCAAGAAGAAAGCGGCUCCUAAAGCCAAGAAGCCCGCGGCCAAGAAACCCGCUGCUGCCAAGAAGCCCAAGAGCGCAGCUGCAAAGAAGCCCGCCGCUAAGAAAUCCCCCAAGAAGGCCAAGAAACCCGCCGCCGCUAAGAAGGCCACAAAGAGCCCCAAGAAGGCCACGAAGAGCCCCAAGAAAGCGAAGAAGCCCGCGGCGCCCAAGAAAGCAGCCAAGAGCCCCAAAAAGGCCAAGACCGCCAAACCCAAGACGGCAAAGCCUAAAGCUGCCAAGCCUAAAAAGGCAGCUCCCAAGAAGAAAUAAAUCUCUUCUGUUUUCUUCCCCAACGGCUCUUUUCAGAGCCACCCACAAACUCGAAAGGAAGAGCAAACAAACUUAAACUAUUAGUGGAAGUAUAUUAUAAUAAGGCUUGAGUUUACAUCGAAUCAUGUUUUAUAUGUUGAAUGCACUUGUAGAACAAAAAAGUUGUAUUCACGUCUAUUAAUGGAUCAGCAAUCUUUAUUUAAUUAAUAUAAAAAACAAUAUUUACUAAUGUGUGUGUGUAUAUAUAUAUAUAUAUAUAUAGUUUUAUAUACUCUCGAUUGUCUCUAGAAUCUUGUGUUCAAGUGAAAGUCACUUAAUUGUUGAUCCCAAAGGAGCACAAACCCACUGUUACUUUUAUGUGAAAUGUUUUUUACCUGGAGUGACCUGCUCAACUCAAUCCCAAUAGCUGAGUAAUUAGCCAUCUUCAAGAAACACAUCUCUUCCAUCUUAAUAUGACCCUCUAACUUUAACACGCUUGUCCCUUUUAGACUUGUACUACGUUAAUUUGCU
Messenger RNA from Carassius gibelio (silver crucian carp), 1151 nucleotides. RefSeq names its product histone H1-like. Gene Ontology annotation, cellular component: nucleosome. Gene Ontology annotation, biological process: nucleosome assembly. NCBI's taxonomy places the organism in Eukaryota, Metazoa, Chordata, Actinopteri, Cypriniformes, Cyprinidae. The transcript has a single exon. The record is from RefSeq and is a predicted model, not a curated record. Gene Ontology annotation, molecular function: DNA binding; structural constituent of chromatin. Bases 21 to 641 code for a protein of 206 amino acids.